Messenger RNA from Pocillopora damicornis (cauliflower coral), 2211 nucleotides. Its product is annotated as histone acetyltransferase KAT8. Gene Ontology annotation, molecular function: histone H4K16 acetyltransferase activity. Gene Ontology annotation, cellular component: MSL complex; NSL complex; NuA4 histone acetyltransferase complex. Lineage: Eukaryota; Metazoa; Cnidaria; Anthozoa; Scleractinia; Pocilloporidae. The record is from RefSeq and is a predicted model, not a curated record. Gene Ontology annotation, biological process: regulation of DNA-templated transcription.
CAUGGACUCGGACAACAACAUGCCGGGUGUGAACGGAGAAAUCAAGAAAGAUGGCCUUGAAACUGAAGAGGAAAAGCGAGAUCUUGGUUCAAAACCGAAGAAAUUGGAAGAGAAAAGCUCUAAGACUCGAAAAACGUCUGAGGUUUCAGUAUUAGAUGCGGAACGACAGUGUUUAGUGCAACGACCAUCCGAUCAGCAAUGGCAUCCUGCUGAAAUCAUACACAUAAGACCGGUAGAUGAGGGAAAAUCGGAGUAUUACGUUCAUUAUCAUGGAUUCAACAGACGCCUGGAUGAGUGGGUCCCAAUGGAAAGAGUUGAUCUUCAACAGAAAGACGUCCACAUGCAUGUUCCAAUUGUAGAGGAGAAAAUUGACAUUGAAGGUCCAGAAAGGAAACUAACGAGAAAUCAGAAACGCAAACAUGAUGAAAUUAAUCAUGUUCAGAAGACCUAUGCAGAAAUGGAUCCUACAACGGCAGCCUUGGAGAAAGAACAUGAAGCUAUCACCAAGAUAAAGUAUGUAGAUAAGAUCCAGUUUGGCAAAUAUGAGAUUGAUGCUUGGUACUUUUCACCCUUCCCUGAGGAAUAUGGAAAGCAGAAUAAACUGUGGGUCUGUGAAUAUUGCAUCAAGUACAUGAAGUUUGAGGAAACAUACAAAAAGCACUUGGGAAGGUGUAGCAUGCGACAGCCUCCUGGGAAAGAAAUAUAUCGCAAAGGAACAAUUUCAGUGUAUGAAGUAGAUGGGAAGGAAAAUAAGUUAUAUUGUCAGAACAUUUGUCUCCUUGCAAAAUUAUUCCUGGAUCACAAGACUCUGUACUUUGAUGUGGAACCGUUCUUGUUUUACUUGCUAACUGAAGUGGACAGAGAAGGUGCCCAUCUAGUUGGAUACUUCUCCAAGGAGAAAGAAUCACCGGAUGGUAACAAUGUAGCAUGUAUACUGACUUUACCACCCUAUCAGCGAAAAGGAUAUGGAAAAUUCUUGAUAGCCUUCAGUUAUGAAUUGUCCAAAAUCGAGCAGAUGGUUGGAUCACCAGAAAAGCCCUUGUCAGAUCUUGGCAAGUUAAGUUACAGAAGCUACUGGUCCUGGAUUCUACUGGACAUACUGCGGAACUUCAGAGGAACACUUUCCAUUAAGGAUCUUAGUAACAUGACAAGUAUUACACAGGAGGAUAUCAUCAAUACAUUGCAGUCGUUGAACAUGGUGAAAUACUGGAAAGGUCAACAUGUGAUAUGUGUCACGCCCAAACUUGUCGAGGAGCAUGUCAAGAGUGCGCACUACCGCAAACCAGUACUGUCAGUAGACACGUCAUGUCUGAGGUGGGCUCCACCAGGAAAGAAAAUCAAAAAGUUGAAGCAUUGAACUGGUGUGACCAACAACAAGAUAUAGGAACCGAUCAUAAUUAGGUAGUUGUGGUCUGCAUGGGAAGGCUAAGUAACGAUAAGCUGGAAGCACGUUGAGGUGUGAAGAUUUCCAAUAACUAGAGGGAUUUUCUUGCUUGGGUGGUCAAUAGAGUUGGAAAGUUACAUAGUCCAAGAGUUGUGAAUGAUUUUGGUCUUCAGUUGCGUUUUGUCUUCUGUGAGUUUCACUCGGUAUACAACCUUCAAGGCUUCGCAGGAGAAUGACUAUCGACUUGACAUGUGGAACAAAAACAUCUAUUUGUUUAUAGUAUUACGUCUACGAGCUGAUAUAGCAAAAAACCUGAAGCAGUUGAGGUGCGUUGUCGCGUAUCAGGGAAAACUUAGGUAAAUUAACAGGAAAUACUUUAGCAAUUUGAAAAGUAAACGACCAUGCGGACUAGUAUAGAUUACGUGAUGAUAGGCUUGGAAAAUUGUGAAAAGCGUUGCUAAAGUACAGUUACAUAUUGGCCAAGACUACUGGGCAUUGUGUCGGAAACUGCCUUGAGUGAUAAAGAACAAGGCAUCGUUUAGCUUUUAUGGACGUCAAGGUCGCCAUCAGAGCUAACGUGUAAGUUGCUGUUUUAAUUUUGAAACUGCAUUUCGUGCAUAAGAUCCAUCUACCCACAAAGAAUGAAAUACAGACUUUGAAAUUUUAACCAUUUGAUCGAACACUUGAAGAGUGCAGAUGUUGUCGUCCUCGUUUGAUUUUCUUGCUUUCCGUCUAAUGGGUCAACUUUAGUAACACACCAUCGCAAACUCGUGUUUUUUAUUAUCACGUGUAUAAACCUGUAUUAAAGGCAAAUACUUUCAAGUAGA